GCUUUGUGAACCUACAGUCAUUAUGGCACUCAGCUGCGUUCAUAUCUGUUUGGUAUUGUUAUUAUAUACACAAGAAUCUUUCGUGUCAGGCCAAAUUACGGAGGAACAAAAGUCGUACCUAUUAAAGCUGCACAAUGACCUACGUGGUAACCUGUUGUUAUGCAAAGUACCUGGUCAGCCCCCAGUGAAGGGCGAAAUGCCGAUGCUGAAAUGGAACGACGCACUUGCAGGUACAGCCAAAAACUGGUCCACUAAAUGUACAUUCGGACAUGAUCAGAUGGCUGACAGGCUUGUUCCGCAGUUCUCCUCUGUUGGACAGAAUGUCGCAGCUGGCGGAAGCGUGCCACCUGCCGCUCAACUGUGGGUCGACGAAUACAAGGGCUACAAUCUGGUACAAAACACCUGCAAUAUCUCUUCCUGUGGGCAUUACACUCAGAUGGUAUGGGCCAAAACAACCGACAUCGGAUGCUCGGUAACAAAUUGCCAAGGCAAGCCGAACUUUGGCUUCACGCUGUUCAUUGUGUGCAAUUACGGGCCAAGCGGCAAUUUUGUUGGAGCAAGACCCUAUGAACCAGGCACCCAAGCAGAUUGUCGUUCUACAUUGCCAACAGAAUCUACAGAAAGCACAACUCCAACAAUACCGACAGGCAUUGCAGAAAGAAAGAGUGUUCCUUGGUUUUUAUUCAUGGCUCAUGCUUUGUGUUUCUUUGUCAUCUCCCGGCACAUGUAUCCAUUUUGACGCCAUUGAUCCGUAGAUCCUGCAAGGCUUAUUCAUGUUGAAUUAGAUCGGAUUUCUGUGUUCAAGUGUUCAUGUAACAACUACAUAUUUGACAGUACUUAACACUUUUUUUGCUAUGCACCUGUUAAGACGAUGACAACAUUACAUCCAGUAACUACAAAACCA
Molecule: messenger RNA, 904 nt
Organism: Dicrocoelium dendriticum
Lineage: Eukaryota; Metazoa; Platyhelminthes; Trematoda; Plagiorchiida; Dicrocoeliidae
Source: the annotation of a GenBank genome assembly